GGGGCGGGGCGGGGCCUGUGGGAGGCCGGGCCGGCCGGGCCUUGUCCAGUCCCGAAGGGCGGACGGCUCGCCCCGCCCGCCCUGGUUCAAGUGCAGCCGCAGGCCGAGCCGCAAGCCGCGUCCCGCAGUAGGAAGGCGCGCACGGAGCAUGUGGAAGCUGAGCCGGGGCCGGGUGCUGCUGGACGAGCCCCCCGAGGAGGAGGACGGGCCGCAGGGGGCGGCGCAGCCAGGGACCGCGGACGCCCCGGCGCCGGUUCAGGGAACAAGUUUCCGAGGUUGGAAAGAUGUGACUUCUCUGUUUAAUAAAGAUGAUGAACAGCAUCUGCUUGAAAGAUGUAAAUCUCCCAAGUCCAAAGGAACUAAUUUACGAUUAAAAGAAGAGUUGAAGUCAGAGAAGAAAUCUGGAUUUUGGGAUAAUUUGGUUUUAAAACAGAACACACAGUCGAAGAAACCAGAUGAAAUUGAAGGUUGGGAGCCUCCAAAACUUGCUUUUGAAGAGAUGGCAGCUGAUACAGGGGACACGUCAAGUGAAUGCCAGCGCUGGUCAGGCUGGGAGGCUGAUGCAAAGGGUUCCAGCAAAUACACCAGCCUGUCUAGCUCAGCAUUCAGUUCCCGCUGGAGCCUGCGGUCAGCAGGGAAGCUGGUCAGCAUUCGGCGGCCGAACAAGGGUCACCUGACGGACACCCAAGAGGACGUGGAGUGAGCAGGGCAAGCCAUGGUGCCAAGUGUAUGCAGACCUUGUGCCGCUGCAUAAGCUUUGGGGUUUUCCAGGCCUGGUGCCCUCUUCUUCAUCUAUUUCAGUUGUCAAAGCCUCCAGCAUUACAGUAGGAACCCACCGCCUGCAUUUCCCAUCUGAUGCCCUGAUGCACUGUGGCUCCCGGGUGAACACAUGCAGGUCUGCAUUUGGUUGCCUUAAGUGGAAUGUAUACCCCUUGCAGUCCAUGUUUGCUGAACCUGGACAUGCGAAUUUUUAUGUCAUACCACAAUGACUUGCAGCUGGUCACAAAGUAUUUUUGUGCUACCUUCAGCUGCAAUUCUGUUUUGUGACCUCUGCAUUCUCCCCUGUAUCCAACACAUGGCCAUCUGUGAUGCCCUCGGCAGGUGUACUGUCCUCUUCUGCCAGUAGGAGCUUAUAGCCCCACAGGCAGGAUAAGUCUUUGAGGGUUAUGCUAAAUUCUGUUUAACUUACAAGUUAAACUUUAUCUUAAUAAAAUUUUUAAAAAUUAAAUUUUUAAAAACAAAUUAAAUACUGGGAAAGCAAAGUGAAAUGGCACCCCACCUCAGAUGCGUGUCCGCCAUUGCUGAUAGAGGAACAACCUCCAGGCUGCACUUGAUGGUAACCUUACUUCUGGAUUUUAUUAUUUCGCCUGAACUUCUAAAUACUCAUCUUUAUUUCCUUCAGAAAUUUGCAUUUUUAGUUCAAAGAUUAAAGAAAUAUUAUAAAGUGAAGAUGGAUUUUAGUCGCUUGAUAAUUCUAGUUGGAAAAUGUUAACUGUUUGAGUAUAGAGUUAAAACUAUACACUGAAGUGCCUCUUUUCUAUUAUUCCUAGGUGUUCAGUUUUUUGAAAUGAGAUACUUAUUGUGAUUCAGGUGAGAUCUACAGGAAAUGUUUUCCCCAAAGAUAUUUUGGGGGUGAUUGGACAGAAUCAUGCUCUGCUUGUCUCUGUAGACCUGCUGCUGUCUCCAAUAUGACCUAUGUGUCAGGGGCACUGGUUAUGUCUAGAAGGAUGGCUGUUAGCAGCAGGUGUGCAGAUAUCUUAGAAAAAGUGGUUUGAUAGAAGAACUAUAUUUUUACUUUGUUAAAACAAAAGCCUCCAAUUAUAUUGUAUAUUCCUCUCCUGGGGAAAACAAAACAACAAAUCCUUGAGCAUUUCUAUGCUGUUUUAUUUACCUGUAUGUUUUGUCUAAUGCUCCAAUAGGAUAACUGAAUGAACCUGAUGGCUGAGCACAGUGUAGUAUGUCAGAGUGUUUGUUUUACUUGAUCAGUUUGUCCAUCCUAUAGCUGGCUGUCCAUCUGUUCAUCCACCAGUACACUCACCCAUCCAUCCAUCCAUGUCCACCCACCCAUCAUGCCAGCCAUCUAUCCACCUUUUAAGAUAAAAAAGUUUACUUACCAAGCCUUGAAAGGAGUAUUCAAAUAAAAAUUAAUCUUGAAACUGUGAGCAUUUUGUUUAACACCACAGAGGAAAGUUUAUGAUUUUUGGUAUAAUAAUUGGGAAAUCAUAAGUAUCCUAAGGUACAUAGUUGGAUGCAUGGCUGUGACCUGCCAUCUCCACAGAGAAAUACUUCUGGGGUGGUACAGAUGUGCAGCCUGCUGGGACCCAUGCAAGUAUUUUGUAACAGUAGCUAGUGUGGGCUUGUUUUCAGGUGCACAGGGAUGUAAAUGCUGUGCUUGAGACUUGUGCAUCAUCUGGCUGGCUGCCUUCACUGUGCCUCUGAUGGAAUGUUAAGUGUCUGCAGUGCCUCACUGACAUUUUGGUGCACUUGCCAGGGGCCUCCAUGUCAUUCUUCCUCUAAAGGUGAAGACUGAGCCAGACUGGGAUUAGCAUAUGCACUGUGAAUUUAUCUACAAAGAUUAAUGAAAAAAUGACUUUUUUCUUCUGUUGUAUCUGGUUUUUAGUAUAAAUGUUUAUUGGUGGGCUCUGGGGGGAAAUGCCUUUUCUUGAAAGGGCUUACCAAAGCCCUCACUGUGUUAUACAGUGAGCAGACUGGGCCAGCAAGCAGAUGGGGCUGUGAUUCUGGGCAAGAUGGCCCUAGGUGUCUAUGACUGUCUUCAGGGAAGCAAGUUUCCACCUUAAUGCUGAGGUUUUUAAAAAUAAAAGUAAUAUUUUUGUCUUCA
This is a messenger RNA of Cavia porcellus (domestic guinea pig), 2839 nucleotides long. RefSeq names its product testis development related protein (gene Tdrp). The transcript has 3 exons. Gene Ontology annotation, cellular component: cytosol; nucleus. The record is from RefSeq and is a predicted model, not a curated record. Bases 149 to 703 code for a protein of 184 amino acids. Gene Ontology annotation, biological process: spermatogenesis. Lineage: Eukaryota; Metazoa; Chordata; Mammalia; Rodentia; Caviidae.